AUGAUGACUUCGGUGAGCAGUGAACGUACCCGGGGCACUCGGGACAAAAUGCAAAUUUCAACCACACAGCCAACACAACCACAGAAACAAGUAGUACAGGCAACAGCAGAACAGAUUCGCUUUGCUCAGAUGAUCUAUGAUAAGAAUGAUGCAGAUUUUGAAGAUAAAGUGAAACAACUUAUGGAAGUGACGGGGAAAAACCAGGAUGAGUGCAUAGUGGCACUACAUGAUUGUAAUGGGGACAUGAACAGAGCAAUUAACAUAUUGCUGGAAGGAAUUUCAGACACGACUUCUUGGGAGACUGUAGGGGGAAAGAAGAAAAGCCUUGGAAAGGAAGGUUUGGAAAACAAAGAGAACAGAGAGAAACGAGGGGACAGAGAAAUGAGCCGCAGAUGGGGAAGUUCCAACAGACGGGGAAGAGGAGGCAGCCGUGGCCGAGAGUUUAAAGCUGAAGAGAAUGGAGUGGGCAACAAUCAAGGAGACAGGCCUUCAGACCGUGGGAAACGUGGCCAUGUGAGAGGGUUUGGACGUGGCAGAGGGAGAGGAGCGGGGAGGUUUUCAGCCCAAGGCAUGGGGACAUUUAACCCUGCAGACUAUAUGGAGUCUUCUGCCACUGAUGGCUUUGGGACAAAAUCAGAUAUUUGGGAGACUGGUCAGAAUGAUGCAGAUGAUGGAACUGGACCAUGGAAAAACUCAGUAGAAGAAUGGACUGCAGAAGACUGGAAUGAAGAUCUUUCUGAAACAAAAGUCUUUACUGCUUCCUCUGUUCCAGCUGAGAAUCAUGUGACUCCUAGGCAGAGCAUUGAUUUGGUAACACUGUUUCAAAAGCCUGAAAAGCCUGUGACCUUUACCCAAGAGACAGAAGGCAACUCAUUUGAGGCUCCCCAGCAGCAGACCUUUGGCCAAGCCCUAGUCUUCACAAAUUCUCAGCACAGCACCCAGAUGGCAUCAGGAAGUGGCAGUUCCAGUGCUGUAAACUCUUAUUCUCCUCAAAGUCUGUCUGCAGUUCUUUGUUCUGGCUUUGGUGAACUUGGGUCCUCUAAAUUGACAAACUCUGCUGGAUCUCAAAUCUUGGACCAAUUGAAAUCUCCAGGUUUGGGUCAGUUUACCUCUCAACAAAACAAUAAUAGUUCUACCACCACUACCACAUCAUCCUGGGAUCUAAAACCACCCAUUACUCAGUCCUCAGUCCUUAGUCAGUUUGCGGCCUCAUGGCCGCUGCGCAGCCAAAGGGUGUUAGUGGACCGCCCUGACCCCCGCAACAGCAGUCCUUCCGUUGCUCUCCCGUCGCAGCCCCCGCUGCUGCUGCCCCCACAGCGCCGGCGCUGGUGGUCUGUACCCCCGCCAGCGUUCCGCUCUGCCGCGGCGCAGCCGCUGCCAUGCCGCCUGACCCGGCCACCGCCCCAGCCCCCUCGGCCACCGUUCCGCCUGGCCCGGCGUAUGGGGCCGCUACAACCGGGGCGGGCGGAGCGGCCGCGGGUGGUCUCUCAACGAAACUACCCACCGGCCACGCUGCCGCUUGGGCGGCGGGCACCCCAGGCAAAGCCCCAGUCGCCGACCCCGCGCCGUUCCCCCCCCAGCCCGGGGGGGGUGGGCGCGGCCGUGAGCGGCUCUGCCACGGAUCCGGCCGCCGGCCACGGGACCGCCACUCCGGCAGCCCCGUGCCGAGAGGCACAGGAUCCCAUGGCAGCCCCGGUCGGCAACGGAACCCCCGCUGUAGGGACCAUGCACGGCGCGGCGGGAGGCCACACGGCCGCGCACGUGGGGGGUGCACCGCCCGUGGCGAGCGCCGUGCCCGACCCCGGACACGCGCCAAUGGCGGCGGCUGGGGGGAGGGGGGAGGUCCCUGAAGACUGGAGUUUAGCAAAUGUGAUGCCCAUCCACAAGAAGGGUUGGAAGGAGGAUUUGGGGAACUUCAGGCCUAUCAGCCUGACCUUGAUGCUGGGGAAGGUCAUUGAGCAGAUCAUCUUGAGUGCCAUCAUGCACCAGAUUCCUGCCUCUGCAGUGGAAAUGCCUGGAUCAUCAGAUGUGACAGGAUUAAAUGUUCAGUUUGGAGCUUUGGAGUUUGGAUCAGAACCUGCACUCCCAGAAUUAGGAUCAACUUCAAGCAGUGAGAAUACCAGCCAGGCAACCAACAAUAGCUUGUACACAAAAUCUCUAAAGUAUGUUGAUCCUUUGAAUACCUCUUUGCCAAUAUCCAAUACAGUACAGGACUCCACCUACACAACCUCUGCCAUCAGUUCUUCCAGUCUGACCUGCUCAUCCCAGAGCACCAUCCCAGUAACAACUUCCUCCUAUGACCAGACUUCUGUGCAUAGUAGGAUAGCGUACCAAAGCUCCAUGACUCCGUCUGAACCAACCCCUGUUGCAGAUACAAAUGGGCACAGCAGUGUUAGAACACAAGCAACUCUUGACACUACUUCAUCAAUUCCUGUGCUUAAGACAGAACCUUCUCCCUCACUACCUUCUGCUGGUUCUCUGCCCAGCAUGGUGUCCACCACUGCUUCGCUUCUGCCUUCAGCAUCGCAGCAUGCAGCAACGUUGUGCAGCUUGCCUCAGUCCAGUGAUCUGGCUAGCAACUCACUCUCCCAGUUAAGCAGUUCCCUUUCCAAUCAUCAGAGUAGCCUCUCCCCUGCCUCAGUGUUGUCUUCAAGCACAUCACAUGUGCACACUAGCGUUGAGAACACAACUUUGCUCCAGCCUUCAACAACCUUUUCAACUGCUUCAACCUCAGCCACUAGCACCACCUCCUCAGUUGUCAGCAUGGCAAGCAGUAUGAACACUACAGUCAGCCUUGGCCUGAGUGUUACCAGUGUGUCUGCUACCACACGGGCAACUCCCUUAGUGUCUUCAGGCAAAGCUCCCCCAAAUCUGCCUCAAGGUGUACCACCUUUGUUGCAUAACCAGUAUAUUGUGGGACCUGGAGGACUUCUGCCUGCCUACCCAAUUUAUGGUUAUGAUGAUCUCCAGAUGCUUCAGCCCAGGCUGCCAAUGGAUUACUAUGGAAUUACAUUCCCUGCUCCUGCAACCUUGACAGGCAGAGAUGGAAGCCUUGUUAACAACCCCUACUCAGGUGACAUAACAAAAUUUGGCCGUGGGGAUUCUGCUUCCCCUGCUCCUACUACCACGCUUGCCCAGCCGCAGCAGAACCAGCCGCAGACUCACCAUACAACUCAGCAGCCAUUCCUCAACCCGACCCUGCCCCCAGGGUACAGCUACACUGGGUUACCUUAUUAUGCUGGUGUGCCCGGUGUACCCAGUGCAUUCCAAUACGGGCCAACCAUGUUCGUACCUCCAGCAUCUGCUAAACAGCAUGGAGUCAACCUUAACACCACCUCGACUCCUUUUCAGCAAGCAAGUGGCUAUGGGCAGCAUGGCUACGGAACAGGCUAUGAUGACUUAACACAGGGAGCGGCAGCUGGAGAUUACAGCAAAGGAGGCUACAAUGUGUCAUCUCAAGCACAAAACAAAUCUGCUGGCACUGGACCUGGGAAAGGUGUUUCUGUGACCUCAAGUAACACGGGUGUGCCUGAUAUCAACGGCUCAGUCUAUAACAAGACUCAGACAUUUGACAAGCAGGGAUUCCAUGCUGGCACACCACCUCCUUUUAGCCUACCCUCUGGUCUCGGAUCGACUGGGCCCCUGAACCCUGGUGCUGCCCCGGGUUAUGCUCCAGCCCCGUUUCUCCAUAUCCUCCCUGCACAUCAGCAGCCUCAUUCCCAGAUGCUGCAUCACCACCUUCAUCAAGAUGGGCAGGGUGGAUCUGGCCAACGCAAUCAACCCAGCACCAUGCAGCAAAAAUCUCAGGCUACCAAAACCACCUACGGCACUUCUCCAUACUGGACAAACUAA
Corapipo altera (White-ruffed manakin) is the source of this 3852-nucleotide messenger RNA. RefSeq names its product ubiquitin-associated protein 2-like. Gene Ontology annotation, cellular component: cytoplasm; nucleus. Gene Ontology annotation, molecular function: protein binding. The record is from RefSeq and is a predicted model, not a curated record. Bases 1 to 3852 code for a protein of 1283 amino acids. NCBI's taxonomy places the organism in Eukaryota, Metazoa, Chordata, Aves, Passeriformes, Pipridae. The transcript is spliced from 30 exons.